UCAGCAUAGAGCUUGCGAAAUCAAACUCGUACUUACCAUCUGCCAAGAUGAACAAUACCAACGGCAACACCACCUCUCCCCGCCCAGAAUGCCACUACAGCAAAGGCAACAUCAACACGACUUCACUUCCCGAGAACGGCUCCUGGGUUGCCAUAGCAGAUGCAUACCCCAACUACACGCGCGCAAUGGCGCAGUGCUGCGGCGCAGACCACCCCUCUGACUUCUACGGCCCGGACGCGUGCUUCCGGUAUUGCAAUGUCACAGACGGUCCGGAUGGUCGGAAUGUGAAAAACGUCUCGGACUGUUUGACGGAUACGUUUGGAAUUCCGUGGUGGUGGGUGCAUUCGCGGGCGCAAUAUAACCAUGAUCUCGAUGGUGCGGCGGUGAGGUUAGGGAACGGAGGGGGGAAGAUGGGGCUUCUUGUCUUGAUUGUUGGGUUGUUGGGGGUAUUUGGAGGGGGGAUAUAGUGCACAUAGUGCGAUGGUGAAUCGAAUGUGGUGUGAAGCUAUGUUUGGUAGAGUUGGAUCUAAUGAUGGGAUUGGAGUAGUGCAGGUCUGGAAUUUGUGGAUACCCCUUGACCGAUAUUCUGGAAAUCGACAUUUCGUGGCCAAACUUAGCCCGCUGUCUGACGUAUAUGCACCUUAUCUGCAUCACAAAGCCUGAUUUUGGAACCAGCCGAGGUAAGUAAGGAAGUGAGUUGUAAAA
Messenger RNA from Paraphaeosphaeria sporulosa, 705 nucleotides. RefSeq lists its product as uncharacterized. The transcript has a single exon. Lineage: Eukaryota; Fungi; Ascomycota; Dothideomycetes; Pleosporales; Didymosphaeriaceae. The record is from RefSeq and is a predicted model, not a curated record. The coding region runs from base 48 to 467 and encodes 139 amino acids.